CUUUUUCGUUUUAAUAAUUUUUAAAUACCAGCAUUUUUUAGGCACGAGCUUUUUUAUGAUCUGUCUGUCAAAUCGCGUUCAGUCAUGGAUUAUAAUUUUACGCUAUGAGAACGAUACCAGUGUUUGAGUUUACAAAUUAAGGUGCCUAUGGCUGUGAGGAAUCGUAGCUUGCAGUGUUUUUAAAAUUGAAACGGUCGCUUGAUAAUUGAUGCAAAACAAUAUUAGAAAACGUCUGUAUUCAUCAGCAAAAGUUGAAGAAUUCACCGCUUUUAUUUCCGUCUUGUAAAACGGUGAAUCGCCAGUAUUUCAAUUUUCACUAUGAAACCAGAAGGUACCACCAAAGUUUCUACCGCCAAAACUGGAGCUUCUGAGGAUACAAAGGUAAGGAAAUCCUUACAUGUUUUGCAGCCAGCUGCAAGGGACAAAGAGAACUUGGUCGGUGCCGGCAGAACCCUGAGGUCUACAGCAUCUGCUAAAGAGCUUCUUAAAAAUGAGAUGUCUGAAAAAACAGCAAAAAUUGAAACUGGAAAACGCAAAAAAGUUAACCACAAAGGCAUACAAACUACUGAGGAAAAAAUAAUAAUAUCACAGGAAGAUCUUACCUCAGAAGCUGGGCCCAGUGAAAAUUAUUGGGAAGUUCUAGCCGAGCGCCGACGUAUUGCACUUGAGGAUGCAUUGGAAGAAAAUAGCGUAUUGACGGAACGAGUUGCCAAACUAGAAGAAGAAAAUCGUGUGUGUAAAGAGAUGUUAGAUGAAACCAGAGCCCUCGUUGAAGUCUUACAGGACAUGAUUGGCGAAGAUGGCAAUGGUAUCAACAAUUCGUUAGACGAUAGUGCACUGUGAAUUACUCGUUGCGUAAGAUAUUUGACUGUUCAAUUACCACAUAAGAUCCAAUUUCCAACACAAGUUUUAUAUCGUAACUGGAAAAGAUUAAAACUCUGCUAUUCAUUUGAGGAUAUGAAUGAAUAUCUGGUGUUUCAGUUAUUCAUCAGUAGUACAAACACAAUAUUUUUUUUUACCACAAACUUGUAUAACGCGUUGUGAAACCAACACAGAUAAUAUUAUUUUUUCUCUUCAUUUUUAUAAUACGUACGAAACAUGCACCGCAUCACGUAGCCUCAUAUUAUUAAACCUUGCGCUACUGCGCAUGGAAACAUUCCAGUUCGUAGAGAAUUUAAGUUAGUGGACUUUUUCUCUUGGUAGAAAAAUGUAUACUAGAAUUCCCAUCUGAAAUUGACAUAGAUAUAAGAAUUCUUAAGCUUUUUUUGGAGUUUUCACCGCUGACAUGUGACGCUGAAAUCAUUCAAUAGGCAUUGUUGAUUCUGAGUCGUCCAACGAGAUCGAUUAUGUGAAGUAUAAUGUUGAUUUGAACAAGAUUUAGCUUACGUACUACCAGCGGCAGCCGAUUUUCCAUCAAUUCGAUACAUAAGAUAAGUUUGUUCAAAUUACGCCUUUGAAAUCUGCAAAAAUUGUGUUUCAAGAAAGAGUAGAAUUGAGACUGCCUACUAGAUACCAUUAAAGAUAGACUAACGUAAGCUAUAUAUUUUUGUAACAUUUAUAAAAUGGAUUGCUGUAUCAAUAUUUCAUGGCUAUGAUAAUUAAUCAACUGCUGAUUGCUAAAAGUGAUAAAAAAAAAUACCUAAUCCAACGACAUAGUAACCCGAACUGUUCGCUUUUUGGUGGAACAUAUUAUACGUAUCUAUAAACAUGUAAUGGUCAUUCUUAAGGUAUAAAAUUGAAAUAUAUAGAAUUUAACAUUUUGUAAUUCUUAAAUAAUUGGUAUCGUGUUUGACAUUCUUUCUAAGUUACAGAUUGACUUAUUAAAAAUUAAAAAUGCUGUGCCCACGAGCAGUAUAUUUUCUGACUAAUUGCAACGUUUAAUCGUGUUAUAAAUAUUUCCUAUACAAUUUUUUCCUGAGAAUUUCACUGUCAACUUUGAUCAAUCAUUGAUAGCCAAGAUAGGAGUCCUCUCUAUUUAAUAAAGACGUAAUUUAUUUUGUUAACGAUCAUGAUUGUAAAAAUAUUUUCAUAUAAUUUUGAAUUUAAUACUCUGCCUUAUCGAGAAUCCUUUUACUACUUCAACUGUAGAGAAAUGUCUAUUUUCUAAUAUAGCUUCUCCAUCAUUAGAAUUUUGAUAUGUACAAGAUUAUGUUCAUUGAAUAAAUCUGAAUAAUACAUUA
This is a messenger RNA of Athalia rosae (coleseed sawfly), 2180 nucleotides long. It is a transcript of the gene geminin, whose product is annotated as geminin. The record is from RefSeq and is a predicted model, not a curated record. The coding region runs from base 319 to 843 and encodes 174 amino acids. Gene Ontology annotation, biological process: regulation of DNA replication. The transcript is spliced from 6 exons. Lineage: Eukaryota; Metazoa; Arthropoda; Insecta; Hymenoptera; Athaliidae.